ACAAUCUUUCCCUUUAAUAUGUAUUUUUCUCUGAAUUCUUCUAAAAUACAAAAGGAUUGGAAACAUCAUUGGGUUUUCUCUUGUUAAAAUUAAAAUAGAGAAAAUUUUGUGAGAUAUGUUAUAUAGAUACGGGCGUAUUUUCUGAAAUUUGAAAACUUAAGGGUACAAAGUGCAAAGUCGUUGAAUUUUGAGGUUUGUAUUAAAUCUGAAAUUAUCUGGUGGAAGAAACUAUUCGGUGGAGGAGACGAUUUGAAACGAUAUCGGGAAUGAGAUCCCCUAGAACGUUGGAGGUUUGGAGGCUAGGCACUGUCAACUAUUUGAAAUCCCUUAAAAUUCAAGACAAGUUAGUUUCCGAGAGAAAAGCUCAUCAAAUUCCAGAUACCCUUCUCUCCCUUCAGCAUCCACCGACUUACACACUUGGAAAACGUAGAACCGAUCACAAUCUACUGAUCACUCAAUCUGAACUCACAAAAAUUGGAGCUGAGCUUCAUUAUACUCAAAGAGGAGGAGACAUCACAUUCCAUGGCCCUCAUCAAGCCAUCUUAUACCCCAUCAUUUCUUUACGCAGCAUUGGUUUUGGUGCUAGGAACUAUGUGGAGACAUUGGAGCGGUCAAUGAUCGAAUUUGCUUCCAUGUAUGGUGUGAAAGCUCGUGCAGGAAACAAAUGUGAGACUGGGGUUUGGGUCGGGGAUAGAAAGAUUGGUGCUAUUGGGGUUAGGAUAUCUUCUGGAAUCACUUGUCAUGGUUUGGCCUUUAACAUUGAUCCUGACUUGAAGUACUUUGAGCACAUUGUGCCUUGUGGGAUUGCUGAUAAGGAGGUUACAUCUUUGAGAAGAGAGACGGAUGCUCUGCUUCCCUCGGAAGAAGUGAUUCAUAAGCAGUUGAUUACUUGUUUGGCCAAAGCCUUUUCUUAUGAUGAUGUUGUGUGGAAGGAAGAUCCCUCGGUCAUUUUGGACACCAAAGAUGUCUAAUAAUCCGGUUUGAUUCUCUUCGUUUGUCUCCCAAAAGUAAUAUCAUCUUACUGGAUCAAGCAACCCUAUAAAUUCUAAUCUAGUCAAGUUUUAUAUUCA
Camelina sativa (false flax) is the source of this 1070-nucleotide messenger RNA. Its product is annotated as octanoyltransferase LIP2, mitochondrial. The record is from RefSeq and is a predicted model, not a curated record. Gene Ontology annotation, molecular function: lipoyl(octanoyl) transferase activity. NCBI's taxonomy places the organism in Eukaryota, Viridiplantae, Streptophyta, Magnoliopsida, Brassicales, Brassicaceae. Gene Ontology annotation, biological process: protein lipoylation.